Messenger RNA from Gastrolobium bilobum, 495 nucleotides. RefSeq lists its product as uncharacterized. The record is from RefSeq and is a predicted model, not a curated record. NCBI's taxonomy places the organism in Eukaryota, Viridiplantae, Streptophyta, Magnoliopsida, Fabales, Fabaceae. Gene Ontology annotation, molecular function: zinc ion binding. Bases 1 to 495 code for a protein of 164 amino acids. The transcript has 2 exons.
AUGGCAAGGACCACUGGUUGGAGGUGCAAAUGUGGGAGACAAAGUAUUGUCUAUACCUCCAAAACUGAGAGGAACCCAAACAGGGCUUUCCUUGGGUGUCCUAACUUCAAGGUGAAGAAGCCCUAUUGUGAUUUUUUUAGAUGGGUAGAUGACAUGUGUAAUGAACCCAUGGAACUGGAAGAAGCAAGAAUUCACACUGUGGAGUUGGAUGUUGCUGAAAUUAACUUCAAGUUGAAGUAUGUGGAGAUGAUGAUGAGAGAGCAAGAUGUGAAGAUUACUGAGCAAGGAAUGAAGCUUCAUCAGCAGGAAAGAAAACUGAAUGAUGUAUACCUGAAGAUGGUGGAGGAGUUAGUUAGGAUGGACAAAAAAAUUAGGACAGUUGAUAGGUCAGCUAGGGUCUUAGGUGCUUGUGUGGGUAUGAUCAUGAUCUAUAUGUUUGUUGUUAGUGUGGUAAAAGUGAAAAAAAGUGACCCAAAUGUAUUUUUGCUUCAGUGA